Messenger RNA from Juglans regia (Persian walnut), 918 nucleotides. RefSeq lists its product as uncharacterized. The transcript has a single exon. The record is from RefSeq and is a predicted model, not a curated record. Bases 1 to 918 code for a protein of 305 amino acids. Lineage: Eukaryota; Viridiplantae; Streptophyta; Magnoliopsida; Fagales; Juglandaceae. Gene Ontology annotation, molecular function: nucleic acid binding; RNA-DNA hybrid ribonuclease activity.
AUGUUCCUAUGGAAAGCAUGCAAGGAGGCCUUACCAACUCUAGCAAAUCUGAGAAGGAGGAAAGUAGUGGAACACAGUUCAUGUCUGAUCUGUAAGCAGGAGCCUGAAACUUCUGGUCAUGUUCUGUGGGGCUGCAUUGCUGCAAAGGAUGUGUGGGGUCAGGGAGUUAUAAAGGUGCAAAAACUAUCUUUUCAAAGUGAUUUAAUAUUUGAUAUCUGGUCGAGAAUGGUGGAGAGGCUUAGUUUAGAGGAACUUGAAGAAGUGGCAGCUACUAUGAGGGGCAUAUGGGAUAGAAGGAACAACACUCUUUAUGGUAAAGAUUUCAAACAUCCAACUGCUCUCCACCAACUAGCCAAGGCAGAACUGGUAGCAUACAGGGAAAUUCUCACAGAGGAGCCAGUAGUCAAUCCCACAACUCAUGUAGGGACUCAAAAGUGGUCAAAGCCUGAGGUUGGUUCUUUUAAAGUCAACUGGGAUGCGGCUGUAAAUCAAAAGGAAGGACAUAUAGGAAUUGGAGUGCUCAUCAGAGAUCACCAAGGUUUCCCUAUUGGGAGCCUACAAGCAAACAAAUCCUUCAAAGGAACUCCCUUCGAUGCUGAAGCCUAUGGCAUCCUCCUAGCAGUAGUUUUCUGCAGAGAAAUUGGCAUAACAAAAUGUAUGUUGGAGGGGAAUUCAAAGCAAGUAGUAGAUUUAAUGAACCACCAACCAAAGAACUGGAGUUUGGGUAGCUGUCUGGUGGAGGAUGCAAGGGUGGUACUAAAUUCUUCUGCUUGCUGGUCAGUGGUGCAUACUUUCCGAGAAGCUAACAUGGUAGCACAUCACCUAGCCAAAUCUGCCCUGGAUUGCACAGAGGAUCGAUAUGAUCUUGAAACAUGUCCCUCAUGUAUCUUUUCUAUUGUCACAAAAGAAAUGAAGUAG